Molecule: messenger RNA, 3389 nt
Organism: Cornus florida
Lineage: Eukaryota; Viridiplantae; Streptophyta; Magnoliopsida; Cornales; Cornaceae
Product: U-box domain-containing protein 44-like
Exons: 5
Coding region: 270-3272 (1000 amino acids)
Biological process (GO): protein ubiquitination
Molecular function (GO): ubiquitin-protein transferase activity; protein binding
Source: RefSeq, a predicted model, not a curated record
CGCGUAGAAAAGUAGCUCUAGAACCAAAGUUUGCUAAAUUAUUUUCCCGGAAAGUUUAGUCAUUCUCUGGAAAACCAAUUUCUCAGGGAAAACAAUUUCGCAAACGGAGGAUUCGACUGAGCAGGGCUGGUCUGUCAAAAUUUUGAAAUUGAUCCCGGAAUUAGAAAAUUUUUGCCCAUCCAUAAGAUUUGGCCUCAUUUGAUAGCUUGAUAUGUGAUUGAAUUGGAGUUGUGGUUCUUCACUUUUAUCUUCUCUUAAACUUCAGUGAUAUGGCAAAGGAUGUAAUCUUUAGUGCCUCACCCCUUUCGGCAUCAGAAAUUCUCUCCCAGACUGUCCUGGCCAUAUUCGAAACUGUGUCUGCCAAGGAAGUCCUUGUUCAGAAGGAGAAUUUCAAGAAAUUUUCAACUUACUUGGAGAGACUUUCACUUGUUUUGAAAGAAUUCUUCAAGUUUGAUAUCAACAAUUCCGAGAGCUUAAAAAAUGCUAUUGUCAUUCUUAACUCGGAGAUUAAAGUUGCCAAGGAACUAGCUCUAGAAUGUUGCAGCAGAAGUAAGAUAUAUCUCUUGCUCAGUUGCCGAAGAAUCAUUAGGCAAUUAGAGGACACUACAAUAGAGAUUAUUAGGGCUUUAAGCCUCAUCUCUUUGGCCUCUUUGGAUGUUUCAUCAGGUAUAAAUGAUGAGAUCAGCAAGCUACGCAUGAGUAUGAUGGAUGCUGAGUACAAAACAGCCAUAGGAGAGGAUGAAAUUAUGGAGAAAAUCGAGUCAGGAAUACAGGAGAGGAAUGUUGAUCGAUCCUAUGCGAAUGAUUUGCUCAUUCAUAUUGCUGAGGUUGUUGGAAUCCCAACUGAACAGUCAGAAUUAAAGAAGGAAUUUGAAGUUUUUAUGAGCGAAAUGGAGAAUGUUGAGCAGAGGAAAGAUGUAUCAGAAACUGUACAGAUGGAACAGAUCAUUGCAUUGUUUGAAAAGGCUGAUGUGACUAAAACUCCGGAGGAGAAAGAGAUGAGAUAUUUUAAUAAGCUUAGUUCUUUGGGUAGGCAGCCGUUGGAACCUCUGCAGUCAUUUUAUUGCCCGAUCACUGGUGAUAUCAUGGUGGAUCCUGUGGAAACUCCCUCUGGGAGGACUUUUGAGAGAGAUGCAUUAGAGAAGUGGUUAGCUGAUGGUAACAAACUCUGUCCAUUGACCAUGACUCCCUUGAACACUUCAGUUCUAAGAUCCAACAAAACUCUACGACAGUCGAUUGAAGAAUGGAAUGAGAGGAACAUCAUGAUUACAAUUGCUUCCAUGAAACUGAAAAUCCAGUCAAAUGAUGAGCAAGAAGUACUUCAUUCCCUAGGAAAGCUGCAGGAUAUAUGCAUGAAAAGGGAGUUGUACUCCGAAUGGGUUAUUAUGGAGGACUACUUACCAAUUCUUAUUGGUCUUCUUGGUGAGAAAGAUUGUGAAAUAAGAAAGCAAGUCCUGGUCCUUCUCUGUAUCCUUGCCAAGGGCAGUGACAACAAGGAAAAAAUUGUUGAAGUAAAUAAUGCCAUUAAAUUGAUUGUUCGGUUGCUUGCACGUAAGGUUGAGGAAAGUAAGUUCGCAUUGCAAUUGCUAUUGGAACUAUCAAGAAGCAAUGUGGGGAGAAACUCUAUUGGGAGUGUUCAAGGCUGCAUACUUCUUCUUGUAGCUAUGUCCAGUAGCGAUGACACAGUAGCUGCGAAAGAUGCAAAGGAGCUUUUGGAGAGUCUCUCUAUCAUUGAUCAAAAUGUUAUACAGAUGGCAAGGGCAAAUUAUUUUGGACCUUUGUUGCGCUUUCUUUCUUCAGGACCUGAUAGUACUAAAAUGGUAAUGGCCAAGACUUUGUCGGAAGUUGAGUUGUCUGAUCACAAUAAACUGUCUCUAUUUAAAGACGGGGCGCUAGGGCCACUUCUUCAGAUGCUUUCACAUGGGGAUAUAGAAAUGAAGAAAGUUGCUGUCAAAGCUCUUCAAAACCUAUCUAAUGUACCACAAAAUGGACAGCAGAUGAUUAGAGAAGGUGCACUAAGCCCACUGUUUGAACUUCUUUACCGUCACAGCUUAGCACUGCCAAGUUUGCGUGAACAGGUGGCAGCCACAAUUAUGAACCUUGCCAUAUCAACCACUCACCAAGAAGCUGAAGAUGUGCAGGUUUCAUUGUUGACAUCAGAGGAAGAUAUUUUUAAACUCUUCUCUCUUAUUUCAUUGACGGGAGCAGAUGUACAACAAAGCAUUCUCCAGGCCUUCCAUGCAAUGUGCCAAUCUCCCUCUGGCUUAAAAAUUAGGACCACAUUAAGACAGCUCUCUGCUGUCCCAGUAUUAGUUCAACUAUGUGAACUCGACAACCAUAGCAUUCGGGCAAAUGCCAUGAAGCUGUUCUGUUGCUUGACUAUAGAUGGUGAUGACAGCACCCUUUUGGGGCAUGUGGGACAGAGGUGUAUCGAGACCGUGCUAAGGAUCAUCAAAACUUCUGAUAAUGUAGAAGAGACUGUUGCUGCGAUGGGUGUUCUCUCUAACCUUCCUCAAGAUGCUCAGAUGACUCAGUUGCUUCUCGAUGCUGGGGUACUUCAAGUAAUUUUUGCCAGUCUCACUAAUGGAUACAAAAGGGAGGUUACAGAAAAUGCUGCUGGAGCUCUUACACGAUUCACUCUUGCAACAAAUCAGGAAUUGCAGAAGAAAGUAGCUGAAGCUGGCAUUAUCAGCGCGCUGGUACAGCUGCUUGUUUCCGGUACUCCCUUAACAAAACGAAACGUAGCCAUUUCACUUAAGCAGUUUUCAGAGAGUUCCACUGAUUUGAGCAGGCCAGUAAAGAAGCGUGGAAUUUUGGGGUGUUGCUUGGCAUCACCUGAAACUGGUUGCCCCGUACACUUGGGCGUUUGUACUCCUGAGUCAUCUUUUUGCCUUUUGGAGGCUAAUGCUGUCAAACCCCUAGUCGGUGUGCUUGGAGAGCCGGAUAUUGGUGCUUGUGAAGCUUCUUUAGAUGCACUAUUGACAUUGAUUGAUGGCGAAAAACUGCAGCGUGGUAGUAAGGUUCUCGAAGAAGCCAAUGCCAUUCCUCCAAUCAUAAAAUUACUGAGCACGUCUUGUGGCGCGUUGCAGGAGAAAGUUCUGAAUGCCUUGGAAAGGAUCUUCCGAAUGGUUGAAUUCAAACAAAAAUAUGGGACAUCAGCCCAGAUGCCAUUGAUUGAAAUUACUCAGAGAGGAAGUAGUGGUAUGAAAUCUCUGGCUGCCAAGGUACUAGCUCAUCUGAAUGUGCUUCAUGAACAGUCUUCUUAUUUCUGAUUGUCCCUCAUGAAGAUUUUUUAUUCCAUUUACGCGGGAAUGGAUCAUAUAGAAAAACUUUUUUUUGAAUUUGUCCUGUAUAUAGUUCAUCUCCCAAUAAAAAAAUUUUUUUUCUUA